AUGGCCUGCCCUGGGCUGUACCCACCAGGACCUCUCAAGGUGGCCUAUGGUAAAGUUGCUCACUACAGAAGAUUCCAGCAACCCAGAAAGAAAAAUGAAUCAUUCAACAGGAAGGGUAUUGAGAGAUGGCAUAGAGCUGUGUCUACCAACUUAGUACAGCAAAACCUGUUGGUCCCCAAGGAGGAAUCAUCCUGUGAAAGUGACAUGGGAUUUCAUGAACACCAGCAAAGUCAGAAAAAAACUCUGAUGAAGAAAAUGAAGACUGCUUUGGGGAAAAUGCUGUCCUGCAAGUAUAGAGGCAAGCCAGCCAGUGUCCACAGAGAGCGCGCCAAGCAGAAUCAAGCCCUCCUGCCCACCACGCAGGGCCUUCUUCCCCGGCUUGUCAAGGAGCUGCCGUCUCCCAAGUUAUUUACCAAGCCAAGAAUGAGAAAACUGUCACAGAAUGCAACUAUACAGCUUGACGUGGUGGAGGCAGAGACAGAGGAGAUCACUGGAGGAAACAGGCUCCUCCGGGCAAGGAGGACCACCAAGCGUUUAUCUGUCACGUCUCUCCCUUCGGGGCUGCAGAAGGUACAGUACUCAUCAAAAAAGAGGUCACACUUCCCAGCACUGAAAAAAAAGAAACAUGGCAUGGAGAGCAUCCUUGGAAAACCCGAUGUGACAGUAGGGAAGCUUCAAAUGCAGGUGGAUGACCUUAUAGAAACAGUGACUGAUAAAUCCCUGAAGCUACUGGCCCAACGACAUGCUGAGCUUCAGCAGUGUGAGUUCCUCGGGGAUGAGAUCCUCCAGUCGUCCAAGCAGUUCCAGAGGAUGUCGAAGCGAACCAUGAGGAAGUACAAACUGAGAAGUGCGUGUUUCCCGUGUGCCUGCUGCUGCCUCUGA
Messenger RNA from Jaculus jaculus (lesser Egyptian jerboa), 882 nucleotides. RefSeq names its product chromosome 16 C3orf49 homolog (gene C16H3orf49). The record is from RefSeq and is a predicted model, not a curated record. The transcript is spliced from 5 exons. Bases 1 to 882 code for a protein of 293 amino acids. NCBI's taxonomy places the organism in Eukaryota, Metazoa, Chordata, Mammalia, Rodentia, Dipodidae.